Salpingoeca rosetta is the source of this 2884-nucleotide messenger RNA. RefSeq lists its product as uncharacterized. Gene Ontology annotation, cellular component: plasma membrane; BRCA1-A complex; BRCA1-BARD1 complex. The record is from RefSeq and is a predicted model, not a curated record. Gene Ontology annotation, biological process: negative regulation of fatty acid biosynthetic process; positive regulation of transcription by RNA polymerase II; double-strand break repair via homologous recombination. The transcript has 9 exons. Bases 96 to 2618 code for a protein of 840 amino acids. Gene Ontology annotation, molecular function: ubiquitin-protein transferase activity. Lineage: Eukaryota; Choanoflagellata; Craspedida; Salpingoecidae.
CUGGCGCGCCAACCGUUUGAAACCCCGCGCGCACACAAGUGAGACAGCAGUUGAGACCGACAACAACUCCUCCACCAGCCAGCACAACGACCAGCAUGACUGCAUUAGAAGACGCUGUGUUCAGGGUGUCCAAAGCCCUUGAAUGUGGCAUCUGCAAGGAUGUUCUGAAGCAACCACAACGAACGCGGUGCAACCACGUGUACUGCAAGUUCUGCAUCUUGAAACACCUGGAGCUGUCGAAGAGCAAGUGCCGAUGCCCACUGUGCAAGGCAGACUUGACCAAGCGAGGGCUCAGUGACUGCCCAACGCUGGAAACCGUCAUUGACAAGAUGAGGGCUGCCAUCGUUGCCAUUCGGCAUGACGCCGAUGGUGUUCUCUCGCCGAGCUUGUUCAUGCGAUCCCCACAAACUGUGAAACGGCUGCUGACACCGGAACAGCGUGGCAAAAGGACGUCGCGGCGGCAACUACUUGCUGCAGCCCAUCACGACCACGACGACCAACACGACAGCAGCACCACUGGCGUCCCGGCCAUCGCUGACAGCGGCACUCGUCCGAAGAAGGCGAAGAUGGUGGCGUCCACAGCAAAUGUGAACGACAACGCAACAGCUCCACACGCACCCGCCAGUCCCAGCACGAGCACCCGCACCCGCACUCGCACUCGCACCCGCAUUGCAGUGUAUGACGAAACCGAGGACACGCCACAAAGCCCUCGCCCGCAGCAAGAGCGGGGUGACGGGAGUGCCGCCACAACCCCGCAGCGCCGUGCAAACGUGCUGGCACUGGACCUGGACAGCGGCCCAAGCAUGUUUGAUGGCGACAGUGACAGCGACGAUGGUGCUGCCACUCCAUUGCACGACGCGCCCGGAGCAGAGACACACGUAUACAGAAACGCGCACGCAGCCGACGAGCAGGAGGACGAUACCGUGCUCACGCAGUCACCACCGCGGGCAUUUACAUCACGUGGACCCACGCUGGACUCAUGCACACAAUCCCCACCGCCGUCGCAGCAGCAGCAGCAGCAGCAGGGGAAUAGCAGCCAGCACACACAAGCAAACGGGCAAACACCAGCCACAGGCACGUCAGCAACAACAACAGAAGCAGCAGAAGCAGCAGAAGCAGAAGCAGCAGCGCGGGCGAAAGGCGGCUCCGAUAACGACGAUGGAGAUGAGCUGCAAGUUCUGUCGCCUCUCAUGCCGUCGUGCGAGCCUGCGGACUCGAGCGAACUCCCACGUGCACUGCUCCUCUCCCAACGGUCAAAUGGGAAGAUGACGACAACAUCGUCGACGGCAGCAGCAGCAACGGGAGUUGCGGUGUCUGGUGGAGAUGGUGGCGCCGAUCAAGGUGGUGGCGGCAUCAGUGAGCAUACUAGCAAUGUGAAUGUGAAUGUCGAUGUUCGUGUGAAGAGAGUAGCAGGGGCCACCAACAAACCAGACGAGAUUUGCACCCAACAUCAGACCAGCCAUCACGACAACACGACACCUCCAACGGGUCGUGUGUCGCUGCGCCGCCUGCCGUCUGAAGAGGCGUACGCGGCACAGACACUCGUGGUGGAGGACGAUGAAGAUGUUGUGGAUGAUGAUGACGAUGGUGUUGAUGGUGUUGACGGUGAUGUUGGCAGCGGCGCCAAUGGUGCGAUGGUGAUUGGUCAUGGUGACGCGCUUUCUCAUGAGCAGGAGAAGACGACGAGAGCGGACGAGGACGUGACUGCGGAGCUGAACGGGAACAGCAAUGCACCAACACCUGUCCACAGCCAACACAGUGAGGCCGGAGACGUGCAAGUGGUACAGCAGCAGCAGCAGCAGCAGCAGCGGGGGCCGUUGGGCGAUGGGUCGAAGGCAACAACGGCUUCAACAUCAACCGCGACAACUGCAAGUGCUGCGAGCACGGUGAGCUCCAUCAAGGAGACGUCGCUGGCGCCACCAUCGCGACCGCUGCGUGCGUGUGUGCUGCUGCUGACGGGUGUGCCGCGAGAUGUCGAGCAGCGCGCGCGGGCGAUUGCAGACGCUAUGGGAGCAACGGUUCUGUCCAAGUUUGAUGAGAGCGUGACACACGUGCUGGCGGCACUCGACGAAAAUCAUCUCCUCAUCUCAAAUACGCUCAAAGUCAUGAUGGGCAUUGCCUCUGGCAAGUGGAUUGUGUCGCCGGCAUGGUUGUAUGCGUGUGACACUGAAAAUCGCCGUGCAAACGAAGAAGCCUUUGAGAUGCAAGGGCUGGCGAGCAGUCCGAGCGAGAGUGCACCGCCGGUGCCGCCGUCAUCCGGCGCCAGAAGUUCGCGCCUCUCGUCGUCUCCGCUGCUGACGGGCUUCACAAUUGCCUUUGCUGGACAGUUUGAGUCGCCCGAGAUCCAGAGCGAGUUCCGUCGCGUGGCCUCGCUUGCCGGGUGCACUGUUGUUCCGCUCAGCGCCGCUGUUGCUGCCUGCACCACCGCCCCAGACACCACCGUCAUCCUCGUCGACUCGGAACGGGUGGAAGAUGAGGUGCUUGACUCGCUGGUCGACGUUCCAACGGAUGUUGUGCGUGAUUUCUACUGGCUGGUCGACAGCGUCACAGCACACCAUGUGCACAGCCCGGCCAACUACGUCCUCGACACAGAGGAGGACACCGCUCCCAACCUCUAGCACACACACACACAUGUGUCUGUGUAUCUGUGUGUCUAUCUGUGUGUUCCACGCGUUGUCUCCGCCGAUGGGUCUGUCGCUCUCCCCUCAUCUUGGGAAGCAAGCACACGCAACACUCAUCACCUGUACGCUUGCUUGUUCCACGAACAUGCAGCGAUUCAAUUCGUCUUUGAUUCAUGCACCAUCGCCGCUUUCCGUGUCGCAUACGACCAAUGUUCCCGAUGCUUGCCUUUCACGCUAGUAAAACACAAACACAUGACAAUCAA